AUGCAACAUUUAGUGAACUUUUUGAACAGUGAACAUGCAUUAAAUGUUGAUAUAUUAACAGAAAAGUUCAUAUCAGAAAGUGUACUAGCAUUAUUUUUUCAUUUAAAAGGCACAUAUCCAUUUAAUUGUCAAUCUGGUUUAUUCACAUUAAGAGAAUCAAUAGCAACUCCUGAAUUCACGCCUAAAUCAUUAAAAAGCCUUCUUAAGCCUGCUUUAGAAGCUGCAAACGAUUUAUUUAUUAUCAAAUCUUUUAUUUCUCGAGAAACCAAAUCGUCUUUAAUUUCAGCCUUACAAGAUGCAAUACAGACAUAUAUUGUUACUCCAUUUUAUCAAUUUACAGAAAACUCUCGCACAGAUAUUAUUUUGGAUUUUUUAGUUAAAAUGAAACCGCAAUUCAAAGAACUCAGAAUUACACGCCAACUUGUAUUAGAUCCUCAAGCUGUAGAAAAAGUAUUUACACUUGCCAGAAAUGGUUAUAAACCAAUGAUGAACGUCGCAGUUUGUCUUUUGAAGUACUAUGCAGAGCAAAUUAAGAUCGUUGUUACAUCUCCUGCAGAAGCUUUAUUGAAAUCCCCUGACUUUUUUAUCAAACAAACCGAAAAUGGAAUUGAAUUACAUGAUAUUCCAUCACCAAUUCCAAAUGACUUUGCAAAAGAUAUUGCUGAGACAUGUUUGGCGCAUAUUAUUCGCUCAUCUCCUUCCAAAAUCGAACAUGAAGAGGAAGAAUACAUUUUUCCAAAAACAUUAACGGAGAUCUCAACAGAUAACUUAAUAUCUUUCGAUUUGAUUCUUCCUGAGUCAAUUCCUGACAUUCAAACACCAGAUCAGGCCAUUGCAAACUUCAGAGCAGCAGCUUGGUCACUUUCAAAAGCUCCUAUGAUAAAGAAAAAGCAAAAUGUGAUAAAAGAAUAUCCAUCUUUGGAUGCAGCUGUUUCUGAUAUAAUAACAUCACCUCUAUGGCCAAAAGCACAAACAAUUCAGAGAGAAUUGGUUUUGUAUCUUAAUAAAGAUCAAAAAUUAUUGGAUAUUAUCAAGUAUCUCGGUGAUCUUUAUUUGGUGAAAAGAGGUGAUUUACAUCUUGCUUAUAUAGAAGGCUCAAUUAGAAGAGAAGCUGCUGCAGAUUUUUUCAAAACUCAUCUUGGAUCAAUUCCAUUUUUCGAAUUCAGAUUCACAAAUCCUGAUACAAUCUUAGCUUCCCUACCAAUUAGACUUAGAAAGAUUGUAACAAGAGAUCAGAUUAAAAUCUACAACAAAUACUAUGGAUUGAUGCUCAAAAUGAGAAAACUUCAAUAUGCUUUAUCUAGAAUGAAAAUAUUCCGCUCGAUUAUUUCCAUCCGCCUUCAAUUUUUCCAGUUAAUUAUUGCAUUUCAGCAAACUUUGUUCUUUAAGGUUGAUGUUGGCCUUUUAAGACUCAUUAAAAAGCUGUCCAAUGCCAAAAAUCUUAAUGAACUCAUUAAGUAUCAUGCAGAUUUCAUUAAACUUGUGAAUACUGCUUCUCUAGCAGAGAUUCCGGAUUCACAGGAACAAUUUAACAGACUUUUUGAUUUAGGUUUCAAGCUUUCUAGUAUCAAAGAAGAACCGAAUGAAGAUGAUAUUUUUGACUUCAACGAUGGAUUUAUUACAUUCAAGAGUUAUCUUACUGGAAUCAUGUCUGUUUCUGCUCAGAAUAAUAGCUCAGGACUUGCGGCAGCCCUUUUAAGUUCGAUUAAUGUUAUUAUAUAA
Messenger RNA from Trichomonas vaginalis G3, 1722 nucleotides. RefSeq lists its product as uncharacterized. The record is from RefSeq and is a predicted model, not a curated record. NCBI's taxonomy places the organism in Eukaryota, Parabasalia, Trichomonadida, Trichomonadidae. The coding region runs from base 1 to 1722 and encodes 573 amino acids. The transcript has a single exon.